This is a messenger RNA of Symbiodinium natans, 195 nucleotides long. The record is from the annotation of a GenBank genome assembly. NCBI's taxonomy places the organism in Eukaryota, Dinophyceae, Suessiales, Symbiodiniaceae.
GACGUGGGCAAGUUCGAGGCGGAAUCGUACAACUUGUCGCUUCCGAGCAGCGCGAACUGCUUUGAGUUGGCACGGAAGUAUGGCCUCGAGCACGGCGCUUCGCAAUUCCAGGUUCUCCUGGCUGCAUACUAUUGGGCUUUGCACGUCGCGACGGGCAAAAGCGACCUGGUAGUGUCCACAUCGUUUCAUGGCCGG